AACUAAACGGGUCCGUCUUCGGGUACAAAAGGAAAGAAAAAAAUCUCACAUUUGUGCUCUCUGCUCUCUCUCUCUCUCUUGCUCGCCAUUGUAGACUCCUUCACAAGGCACCCAGAAAUUCCAUUUCCAAAGCCACCAAACGAAUUGGGACCGUGAAGCAUCGUUGGACUGCAAUCGGAGAUCGAAUCGGCGGCAGCGGCUUACGGCAACCUGGGUCGCGAACCGCCGCGGUUCGGGGUUGGAAGGAGUUUUCGAAGCGAUGGAGGGUUUAAGGCAACUGGAGGCUUUGUGUGAGAGGCUGUACAAUUCACAGGACUCAGUCGAAAGGGCUCACGCCGAAAACACUCUCAAAUGCUUUUCGGUGAACAUCGAAUACAUUUCGCAGUGCCAGUACAUUCUCGACAAUGCCAUGACUCCCUACGCGUUGAUGCUGGCUAGUUCUAGCUUGUUGAAGCAAGUCACUGAGCAAAAACUUGCUCUGCAGCUUCGUCUCGACAUCUGGAAUUACCUUAUUAACUAUUUGGCUACUCGAGGACGAGAGUUGCAGCCGUUUGUGACUGCCUCUUUAAUCCAACUCUUAUGUCGACUCACCAAGUUUGGGUGGUUUGAUGAUGAUCGAUUCCGGGAUGUGGUGAAAGAGUCAAUGAACUUCUUGAAUCAGGCAACAUCUGAUCACUAUGCCAUUGGUUUGAAGAUAUUGAACCAGCUCGUGUCUGAGAUGAGUCAGCCUAAUGCGUCUUCCCCUCAAUACACAUCAUUGGAAGUUGCAGUUCUUUUUCAGGGACCAGCACUGGAGUGCUUGGUGCGACUGGCUUCUGUUAGACGUUCUUUGUUUACAAGUGAUCCUGCCCGUUCAAACUAUCUGUCCCAUUUAAUCACAGGAACCAAAGAAAUCCUACAAACUGGGCAAGGUCUUGCUGAUCAUGAUAAUUACCAUGAAUAUUGUCGUCUUCUUGGACGAUUCCGAAUGAAUUAUCAGUUGUCUGAGCUUGUGACUGUGGAAGGCUAUAGUGACUGGAUACGUUUAGUAGCAGAAUUCACUUUAAAGUCUUUGCAUUCCUGGAAGUGGGCCAGCAGCAGUGUAUACUACCUUUUAGGACUAUGGUCUAGAUUGGUGACAUCUGUACCAUACUUGAAGGGUGAUGCACCCAGCAUGCUCGAUGAAUUUGUUCCUAAGAUUACUGAAGGUUUCAUCACAUCAAGAUUUAACUCCGUGCAGGAUGGAUUGCUUGAUGAUCUUUCUGAGAACCCUUUAGACAACGUUGAACUUCUUCAAGAUCAGUUGGAUUGUUUUACACAAGUCUGUAGAUUCCAGUAUGAAAGCAGUAGCUUGUAUAUAAUAAACAUAGUGGAGCCUCUUUUGCAAGUCUACACGGAAAGAGCUCGAGUUCAGACCAGUGAUAACAGUGACCUCUCUGUUAUUGAAGCGAAACUUGCUUGGAUUGUUCAUAUAGUUGCUGCAGUUCUCAAGAUAAAACAAAGUACUGGGUGCAGUGCCGAGUCACAAGAAGUACUUGAUGCAGAACUUUCAGCUCGCAUCUUGCAGUUAAUAAAUGUCACUGACAGUGGGCUACACAGCCAGAGGUAUGGUGAAACAAGCAAGCAAAGACUUGAUCGUGCAAUUCUUACCUUUUUUCAACAUUUUCGGAAGUCUUAUGUGGGUGACCAGGCCAUGCAUUCUUCGAGGCAGUUAUAUGCUCGCCUUUCUGAGCUUCUGGGACUUCAUGAUCAUCUUUUGAUGUUAAAUGUCAUUGUUGGCAAGAUUGCUACAAACCUGAAAUGUUAUACGGAGAAUGAGGAGGUCAUUGGUCACACCCUGAGCUUGUUCUUGGAGCUGGCGUCUGGAUACAUGAGUGGCAAGCUACUCUUGAAGUUGGAUACUGUCAAAUUUAUACUUGCCAAUCAUACUAGGGAGCAUUUCCCUUUUCUGGAAGAGUAUAGGUGUUCUCGCAGCAGAACAACUUUCUAUUACAUAAUUGGCUGGUUAAUAUUCAUGGAAGACAGCCCUGUCAAAUUUAAAUCUUCCAUGGAUCCACUUUUGCAAGUUUUCGCCAAUCUGGAAUCAACUCCUGAUUCAAUGUUUCGUACUGAUGCUGUAAAGUAUGGACUAAUUGGGUUGAUGAGAGACCUUAGAGGAAUUGCCAUGGCCACAAAUAGUCGCAGAACUUAUGGCUUUCUGUUUGAUUGGUUGUAUCCUGCACACAUGCCCCUUCUUUUGAAAGGAAUCUUGCACUGGUCCGAUACACCAGAGGUGACCACCCCUUUGUUGAAAUUCAUGGCUGAGUUUGCAUUCAACAAAGCCCAACGCUUGACUUUUGAUUCAUCUUCUCCUAAUGGAAUACUUCUUUUUCGAGAAGUCAGUAAAUUGAUUGUUGCGUAUGGGUCAAGGAUUUUGUCUCUUCCAAAUGUUGCGGAUAUAUAUGGCUUCAAAUACAAGGGAAUUUGGAUUUCUUUAACUAUUCUUACAAGAGCUCUUGCUGGAAACUAUGUCAACUUUGGGGUGUUUGAGCUAUAUGGUGAUAGAGCGCUUGCUGAUGCACUUGAUAUUGCACUGAAGAUGACAUUAUCAAUUCCUUUGGCUGAUGUAUUGGCAUUCCGCAAGCUGACAAAGGCCUAUUUUGCAUUCUUGGAGGUUUUAUUCAACAGCCAUAUAGUGUAUAUAUUGAAUCUGGAUACCAGUACUUUUAUGCAUAUAGUUGGGUCCCUUGAGUCUGGGAUUAAAGGUUUCGAUGCAGGCAUUGCAUCACAGUGUGCAUCAGCUGUUGAAACUUUGGCUGCUUUCUACUUCAACAACAUAACCAUGGGUGAGGCACCCACAUCACCUACUGCGGUCAAUCUUGCUCGUCACAUUUCAGACUGCCCCAACUUGUUUCCAGAAGUACUGAAGACGCUGUUUGAGAUUGUUUUAUUCGAGGAAAGUAACAACCAGUGGAAUUUUAGCAGACCAAUGCUGAGCUUGAUACUUAUUAAUGAGCAGAUAUUCUCCGAUUUGAAAGCUCAUAUCUUAGCUUCACAGCAAGCGGAUCAACAUCAACGGCUUUCCCAGUGUUUUGACAAGCUUAUGGUGGAUGUUACUAGAAGCUUGGAUACAAAGAACAGGGACAAGUUUGCCCAAAACUUGACGGUAUUCAGGCGUGAUUUCCGGUUGAAGUAACUAUGAAUUGUACGUCCAGAAGAUUUUAGACGAAUAGUUUGCCGCAUACUUCUAACUGAAAAAAGAAUGGAAACUCUACUGGGAAAAAAAGGAGCUAAGUUUGAAGUUCUUGGGCUGGUGUAACCGGAAACUGCAGCAGACUUUCUUUGCGGUGGCAGUAUCGUUAUUGCAGUACGUGACGAGGAACGAUACGGACGUUUGCCUUACUGGUGGUUUGUAGAAGAUAGCGGUGGGGUUUGACAUGUAGAAAAUGGCCAGUUCUAAUAUUAGUAAACCAAUUCUUUUAGAAAAAAGGGUGUAUAUCUUGUCAAGUUUUAUGUUUGGGGAUGUAUGGUCAGUUGUAAGUUGAUCUUCUGUACAUUAACGUUUACAUAUUCUUUGUAUUUGUUGAUAAUAGGGGAAAGAAAAAUAGGUUUAAAGGAUUGUUCUUGACUCUUGGAUCUCCAUUUUCGUUCUCAGCAUUUUCCCGUUCCGCAUGGGGUGAAUAGAUAUUUGAAUUUGUCAAUGUUGUCGAUUAACUUGUUGUUUGAUAAUGGGACACUCGAUAUGUCAUUAAUUUGUCUUUCAUAUUA
This is a messenger RNA of Malus domestica (apple), 3726 nucleotides long. NCBI's taxonomy places the organism in Eukaryota, Viridiplantae, Streptophyta, Magnoliopsida, Rosales, Rosaceae. The record is from RefSeq and is a predicted model, not a curated record.